This is a messenger RNA of Polypterus senegalus (gray bichir), 8590 nucleotides long. It is a transcript of the gene b4galnt1b, whose product is annotated as beta-1,4-N-acetyl-galactosaminyl transferase 1b. The transcript has 11 exons. Gene Ontology annotation, molecular function: hexosyltransferase activity. The record is from RefSeq and is a predicted model, not a curated record. Gene Ontology annotation, cellular component: Golgi membrane. Gene Ontology annotation, biological process: ganglioside biosynthetic process. Bases 2142 to 3731 code for a protein of 529 amino acids. Lineage: Eukaryota; Metazoa; Chordata; Cladistia; Polypteriformes; Polypteridae.
UCACAAACUUUCAAGCACCACUGUGUAGUAUCUUUACGUAUCCUGAAUUAGAUGAUCAUAUAGUGUCCCUCAUUGUCCAUCCCUCUUAGACUGUUACACAGCGCCUCUCUUUUCUUAUUAUAUUGCGACUUUUCCUGUCUGUGUCUCUCUGCCCAUCAUAUAGCACCUUUCACACUAAAUCUCAAGCUCCUCUCAAAUGCCAGGCCAACUCAGGCUGCUCAACGCGCCACCAGCUACCCUGGCAGUGUACACAAGCAGUGCAGUUAAUGCCACACGUUUCCGCCUUGCGGCCCCCAGUCACAGCCACUCUCUCCAGCACCUGGCAUCUCCUCAGACUCUGCUGACACUGCCACCAGUAGACCACCUUCAUUGGGCACAGUGCGCCUGUUUAAAGACUUUGUCCUGGUGGAGGGUGAGUGUCUACUAACUAUGAAGCAGGGGAGUCUCACAUUCAACACACAAUAUUGUAAUGGCGCAGUCAGCCAAGGAUGGCGUCAUCGGUGGUAUGAGUGGGCAUCCCGUGCCGAGCAGCUGCAGUGCCAAGCCUGCCACAGUGGUGUCGUCUCCAUUCUAGUGUGGCUAAGUGAGCUGUUCAGGGCAGUGUGGUCCGAGUGAGGCUUUCUCCUUUGUUCAGCUUUGAGGAAAUGAGAAGCUACUGUGGGCGCCAGCGCCCCCUCUCGUCCUGAGGUGGCACUGCUUACCUCCUCACAGCGUCAAAGGUGGUCCCCAGGCACACACAUGCGUGGUCCAUCUGUUCACACAGCUAUUUACCUUCCAUUCUGUUUUAAAGAUCAUUCUGACAGUUGUAGUCAGCGGGGAGCUGAUAUAAAGUGAAGUAACGUAAUGUAAGUGAAGUUUAUUAGAGCUUUUCACAGAGACGCUCACAAAGUGCUUUACAAGUGACAAACCAAGUUAAAAAGAUAUAAAGUAAAAUGAUACACAAGACAGAAAUAUCCAAAGAAACAAACAAUGUUAGCCAAAGAAGUUUUUUUUUAGCAGAUAUUUAUAAUUGUCUGCAGAGUCGGCACACUGCAGGGCCAAUGGAAGAACAUUCCAGAAUUUUAGUACACUAAGCCCCUAAAAGCUCGGUCAGCAUGGGGCUUCAGUUUGAUCAGGGACUUGAAGUUCAGACACUGGACUUAAGGGACCGGUUUGCACAGUAUCGAUGAGGUAGGUCCACAGUCUGUUUGGGUUUCAAAUGAAAUCUCUAACAGUAACGGGAAGCCAGUGAAGGGAGAUUAAAAUUUGGGUACAUGAGACCCUCUGUUGGACUCUGUCAAAAGCAAUGCAGCAGCAUUUUGGACUUUGCAUUACAGCAGUUUAAAUAAAAGAAUGAAGCAGCAUUUCCAUCUCAGACUUUUACGCAACCGUUUCUGUUGUGGCAUUUGAACGGCUGGUAUUAAAGGGGGCACGGGCUGGGCAAGGGGCAUGAAGGACAGUGAGGACUCCACUGGUGCUACGGGGGUUUGUAUUGAUGCCAGGCUGAAGGUGCGCGAGAGAGUAAAGUCUAAACAGUGGGCCCGCAGGAUCACCUUACCAAUUGUAAUUUAUUAACUAACAUUAACUACGGAAUAGCAGAAGAGGAACCCGAGGUGUCUGCAGCCAGACGGACAUGCGCACUCCAAAUUGUCGGGACAGGAGCCGCAGUGGCUGUGAAUGGAAACGCCGAAACGGGGGGGGGAUUGAGACGUGUAACAUUAUGCUUGCGUGUUCAUUGGCUGACUAAAAGUUCAUCUUUAACAUGCCUUGUGAAUGUCAAAUUAUUGGUGUGCGCAUUUUGUCUGGCGAGGAAAACUUUUAAACGGAUCGCAUGCACGGGCUCAGGGAGGAUUAUUCCGGCGUAGAUCCGAUGUGGACGGGAUGGUCCGUUAUGGAGUUCUGAAGAACAAAUUGAUAUGAAGUCGAUCAUUUGAGCAGCUCCACCUAAAGCAAGACAUUGGAUUACGUUUGGACGCGGAUUGACAAUUGGAGAUCAGUUAUUUGCCUGGCAGAGUUUCGGUGCGCGAAGGCCGCAUUGCUGGAGAAUCCAUCCGGGGUCCGAGUGCGAAUCGUCCGCUGCAGAGAGAGAGAGAGAGAGAGAGAGAGAGAGAGAGAGAGAGACCACCCAGUCCUCGGGGGAACGCCAUUCGCCACCGACUAAGAUGAUUGAGAUGCGUGCCUCACGAAGACACCUGUGUGUGGUGCUUUUGGCUGCGGUGCCUCUGGCGUGCUUCUUCCUCUUCACGUGGUCCAUGAAGCCCUACAGCGUAGUCAACAUCCAUUAUGGGACUAGGGGGAACCCAGAGCCCGAAGUGCACAUCCCAUCCCAGAAGUACGCGCACAUCCCGAUCCGGACGAAGAGUGAUGUCAUGAGGCUUCUCUCUCACAAUUUUUGCCAGUGUGAACGGGAGGAGAACAUCCUUAACCUGCCCUUUUCUGCCCAGCUCUUCUCCCAAGUGAAUGUAGCCACCUUCCAGAAUGCCUACAAUGCCAGCGAGCUGGAGGACGUGAAGAGGAGGCGCGCCCAGGAGUAUCGUAGCUUUCUGCAGAGGCACCAGUCAGCGGCCGAUCAGUUACUCUUUGCAAAAGCCAACAGCCCCCUGGAGUACCCAACACAAGGUUUGGAGGUGCGACCCCUGAAGACAAUCCUCAUUCCAGGUCUCAGCUUGCAGGCCCCCCCGAAAGAGAUUUACUGGGUGAACCUCACAGCAACCCUGGGCACCUUCAGUGUGGCUGCCGAGGUUGAGGAAGUGAAGGUCGCUGGGGACAAACAGAUGCUCCUUACCUUGUCCAGUCCUCGUCUGUCUCACCUGAACCGGCAGCUGGAGUUUGUCACCUACACCAACACCCUGUUUCACCCACACACAGCUGACACAGUGCAGUUUGGGACAGACGGACACCAGGCGUCUUUCACCAUCAAGAUCCGCCAUGCCGUGGUGCCAAAGCUUUAUGACACCGGAUCGGAGGACGGGUAUAACAUUAGCAACUUGGUCACCAUCGCCACCAAGACCUUCCUGCGCUAUGACAAACUCCGCACCCUGAUUGACAGCAUCCGGCGCUUCUACCCGACGGUCACCAUUGUCAUCGCAGAUGACAGCGAGCAGCCCGAGAGGGUCCAGGGGCCGUACAUCGAGCAAUACUUCAUGCCCUUUGGCAAGGGUUGGUUUGCCGGACGCAAUCUGGCCAUCUCUCAGGUGACCACCAAGUAUGUCCUCUGGGUUGACGACGACUUCAUCUUCAGCGGCAACACACGGGUGGAGAAGCUGGUGGACGUGCUGGAGAAGACCACCCUGGACCUGGUAGGGGGCGCCGUGAGGGAGAUCACGGGAUACACCACCACAUACCGGCAGCAGAUUGGCGUGGAGGCGGGCGGCGAGGCUGGUGACUGUCUGCACAUUCGCCGCGGCUACCACCACGUCAUUGAUGGAUUCCCCAACUGCGUCGUCACGGAUGGCGUCAUCAAUUUCUUCUUGGCCCGCACCGAGAAGCUGCAGCAGGUGGGCUUUGACCCACGACUGGCCAGGGUCGCCCAUUUAGAGUUCUUCAUCGAUGGCCUUGGGAUGCUCCAUGUGGGCUCGUGUGAUGACGUCAUUGUGAACCACGCUUCCAAGAUCAAGCUCCCCUGGACGCGGACAGAGAGCGAGAAGACAUACGCCAAGUUCCGCUACCCCAAGAGUUUCUAUGACUCGGCCCGCGUGAAGGAGACCCUCUUUUACUUCAAGAACCGCUUCAAGUGCAUGACGAGCAAUUAGUUGAAGUCCAGGGCCACGGCUCCUGAUUGCCAGGGAGUGCCUUCUUGAGUGCCAGUGACUCCUUCUACUCCUUUGUGCCCUGUUGGACUUGCUUCUCCAGCCAGCCAGUGCCAUCACCCCAUCAUCCUCCUGGGGAUUCUGAGAGGCCAACGCCAACCUGAUAUGUUUAGAUGGUGGGCACACCAAGGUGAGGAAUGUGACUACCUGGCCAGCCUCCCACAUGUGCCAAAGCAGUUAAAUGUCCCUGCCUUUUAGUUUUGAACUUCUCCAAGCCAGUGGACGAACGGGCAGGAGGGAGAGGACAAUCGAGAGGAGGCAUAAAAUGAUGGGGAAGGAGAGAAGAUGGAGGAAUAGAGAAGUAGACAAGAAGAUACUCUGUUCUGUGCCUCUUAUUCAAGCUGAUACCCCCCAUUGUCACAUUGGCAGCAGCUGUAGUGCCCCCUUUCAAAGUCGAUGGCUUGGAGGCCAGUUCCCCUAACUUGUGAGGUGACACAGGGGACAUGGCAAAGACAACAUGGAGUGUAGGAAGGGGCAGUGCAGAGGUGCAGUGUGGAGUGAUGACCAGCAGAGGGCAGACGAUCUCGACACGCUAGUCCUGCUCUGCUAAAUGAGACACUUGAAUGAUGGAGAUGGCCAGUUCAUUAAUUUAUUUAUUAUAAUCAUCAAUUCGUGUGCAAACAGAAAUGCAUAUCCUUCCACACGGAGGCGCCAUUGAGGCACUUUUAUGUCUCUUGAAUGUAAAUCUGGACACUUUCUGGGAUGCGGUGAUUGUUACAAAGUUCCCUCGGUUUUGUUUGUUUGCAAAGUGGCCUUAGGUAAAGUGUCACUCGGGGGUUGUGGUGAGGCACUGGAAAUUCGGAGCCCCCGAGUGACCAUCUAAAUGCUGUAUAAGUAAGGAGGGCACAGUUCUGGGUGGGACAGUAGGGUGUCAUGGGGGGUGCUUUUAUUUUUAGUGUUGCAUUGCCGCCAGCCGUGAGCGAGAGCCAUUCACCUUCACUGGCCACUCUUGGUCUUUGGUGAAGACCACUCUUUCUAGGGGGAUUUAGGGGCUUGUAAACAUCUAAAUGGCCACUAGGUGGGACUAUAACAAGUAUAUAGGGAGAAAUAGACAUUUCUGAAUGACCACUAAGGGGAAUUCAGAGAAGCCUGUAGGAGCAUGCAUUACUUCUGAAUGACCACUAAAGGAAUUCUAAAAAAGCAUUUAAGGACAAAGACACCUCCGAAUGAUUGCAAGAGGGAUUGUGAAAGUCUUUAGUGGACAGCAUACCUGUAGAUGACCAAUCUUUCCUUUUUCCGGCAGUGCUGCCCAUCUCUUAGGUCACCUGCAUCUCCAUCUUCGAAGCCGCGCUUCACUCGUAACAGAAACAAACCGGACAGCAGUGAACCCUACUGACGAAAGCCAUCCCCUAGUGGGAAUUACAUGAUGUGGACGCUAGGGGGAGACAAAGGGCAAGCCUUCAAACAGCCAUCCUGGAGCACGUGACCCGACUGUGCCACCAGAAAGAGGUUUUAGAAUUUGAGAAGGCUGUCAUCUUCAGAGCCGCUCAUCCACAGAUUGUUUCAAUGCGAGUGAAAUUGCUGGCAGCCUGCAGAUUUUUUUUUAUUCCAGUAGGGGGAGACAGAUGACCACUUAAGAGAUGGCAGGUCCUGACGUCGGCUGCAUGAUUGCCUGUCAUUUAAAAUUCAGGUUUAGUGUUGCAUGCCUGCGGUGGGCUGGCCCUGGGAUUGGCUCCAGCAGACCCCCGUGACCCUGUAGUUAGGAUAUCGUGGGUUGGAUAAUGGAUAGAUGGAUGUUGCAUGCAUGGAGUAGAAGGAAUGGUAGAAGUCUGUGAAAUGCCAGGAAUACAGAACUUGUCUUUGAAACCUGGAUGAGCCUCUAGGGGGCACCCUUGGACUUUUGGGUAACCAAUAAUUUGCUUGUAAAGGUUAAAGGAAAAGUCUGAGUUAACACACUGAGGACAUAUAGGAGGUAUGGGAGUUUGGGCAUCGGCAUGGCCACUAGGGGGCGUCUGAAUCAAACAAAGAGGGACAUACGCACACCUCUGCGUUAGCACAACAGGGCCUGUGAAAAGCUGUUAUGGAUAUGUGGACCUCUAAAUGGCCACUAUGGGAAUUCUGAGGUUUUAGUAGGUGCACCCACCUCUAAAUAACCAGAAGGAGUAUUAGGGGGGGAUAUUGAAUAGUAACUAGGGACAUACAGCAUUCUGAAUGGCCGCUAGAGAGACUUGGAGUGGCCAGUAGAGGGCAUGCAUACCUCUGAAUGACCACUAGGGGGCAUUGUGAAAAGCCUUUAUGGGAUGUAUACCUGUGGACGACCACUAGGAGGAUUCUGAAAAGCCAGUAGAGACUUAUAACCUUCUGAAUGACCAGUAGUGUCAACCAUAGCCCAGAGAGGCCACUAAGAGGAUUUUGAAUAACAAACGGGGACACAGUCAUCACGCAAUUACCAAUGCAUAGCCUGUGAAAAGCUUUUAGGGACACCUCUAAAUGGCCACUAGGGGGAUUGUGAACGGCAAAUUGGGUUAAACAUACUUCUGAAUGACCACUAGAGAGAUUUUGAAAAGCCAGUAGAGGGCAGAAAUGGGCACUAGGGGCAACUGCUAUAGCUCUGAGUGGCCACUAGGGGGGAUUCUGAAAAACCAAUUGUGAUAUACACCCCCUCUGAAUAGCUAGUAGGGUCACGCAUACCCCAGAGAAGCCACUAAGAAGAUUCUGAAUAACAGAAAGUGAAGCAGACCACUCCAGGGACUGGGAAGGGUUAUGUAUACCUCUGAAUAGCCACUAGGGGGAUUUUGAAAACCGUGUCUGGUGACAUUCCCACAUCCGAAUGACCAUUAGGGUCACCCAAACCUCAGAACUAUUGGAUAGUAAAUAGGGACAUAUGUGAUUCUGAAUGACCGCUAGAGAGACUUUGAAUGGCCAGUAGAGGGCAUGCAUACCUCUGAGUGGCCACUAGGGGGCUUCUGACAACUCAGUUUCAGUCAGCUACUAAGAAGAUUAUGAAUAACAAAAAUUGAAGAAGUCCCCUCUUAAUAACCACUCCAGGGACUGUGGAAAGUCCUUAGGGACUUGUACACCUCUAGAUGGCCACUAGGGGGAUUCAGAAAUUUUAGUAUAAGCACAUACUUCUGAAUAACCACUAGGGGGAUUCUGAAUUGCCAGAUGUGGCCAGGCAUACCUCUGAAUGGUAACUAGGGGUGACUGCGAAUUUCUAGUAGGGGCACACACCUCCAAAUCACCCACAAGAGGGAAAAAAACCUGCAGGGUGAAGUACACCUCUGAAUAACCACUAGGGGGCACCUCCGAAUGACCACUAGCUGGAUUGUGAGACGCCAGUAAGGUGAAUGGCCACUAGAGGGAUUGAAUGAACGUUCAGCAUGGGCACACAAACUCACUCACUCUCACACACACAUGAGGAUGGUCGCAACGGGAAUUCUGAAUAUCCCGUGGAAAUAAAGACACCUUCGAAUGACCAGUAGGGGGAGUCAGGGACAAAGAGACCUCUAAAUGAGCAUUAGUGGAAUGGAGCUCUGUGGGGGUCCCCAGUAAGGGUCCCUUCUGAAUUUUGCAAGCCUACUUGGAGUGACAGAAGUACCUUACCAGUCAUUACGGGCAUAAUGACUUUUAAAGAGCCACUUGGGGGAACAAACGUAUGAAAACUAUACGAGCGAUGCAGAAGUUCAAACCUACAGAAAACCAAUCUAUAACUGGUUCUGCUAUCCCGGGAAUAAAAAAAAAAUAGCAGAGAUUCCAGACUUUGCAUAAGCAAAGCCUAACAUGGAGUGAGCAGAAUUUUAUGUAGGUAUUUUAUAAGGGAAAACACCGAGGAUGAAAGAGCAAAUCCAAACAGCGGCCCUACGAGUACAGUACCUAGAAUGUCCACAAGGGGGGCACAGACAUCCAGCUUAAUGCAUUUCAGCCAUUUCCAAAUGGAGUCUCCCCGAGCUAUGACUUACAAUAACCACUAGGGGGACCCCUAAGCCCGUGGAUUCUUGUCAGUCAGCUUUAGACAGCCGCUAGCGCGAGAUGCAGCAGCUGGGGUAGCCACUAAAGGGCACAUACGUCACUUUGAGGGGUGCAGAGCGCUCUGUUGCUUUUUAUGAGGGACAGAGUAUCUGUGCCAGCCCCGAUCAAUGCUGCAGGAACAGAGAAGCCAAAUCAAUGCAACGGGUGCCCGCAGUGGCACUCCUGCGCUGAAUAGAGCCAAAGAAGGGCAGCCGCACUCCUCUGCGUUGGGCAGGGUUGCAGUAUGGCAGCGCCCAUCAGGACGGGCUCCUCGCAACACAAUCCACCAGAUGGCACCAUCUUUUGACUUUGUUUCUUUUGCCGCACGUUCCUUUGUUGUUUGAGGUUUCAAACGCGUGUAAACCUGAUCCAGGUUGCUUUUCUUUUUUUUUAUAUUGAGUUCUAUUUUUGAUAAGUUUUGCGCUUGAAAAUUCAAUAAAGGUAAAUGGAUUCUCUUGCCAGGGACGCCUGUUCCCAGGAUGUGGAUGCGAUUCGAUGGGCACAUAGCAAAGGGUGAGCAGGUGUGAGUGCCUGGUGUUUCCAGAACAUUCCUUCAGAUUGUUGGUGCCCAAGGGACAGGGAGGGGGCACAGACUAGAUGCUGGGUGCUAUAGAGUGGGCAAACCUGGCCUUGGCACACACCUCCUGCCAGCAUGAUGGCCCAAGCCCCCACCCACCCACAAUCCCGGCAUCUGACGGGACCCUCACUGACAAUGCAUGUUUUUUUUUUUUUUAAUAAAUGUGGCAGCUCAACUGUUUGAAUUCCUCUUGUACUUUGAAGACACAGAUACAUGAUGUCACUCUGGGCAUCUUACAGAUUUAUAAAAAGUGGCAAAUAAAAGAUUUUUUAGUCAG